AUGGCUGGUGUCUGGUUUAUCUGGAGAAGCAGAUCAAUACAUAGAUGUAAUAUAUCCUAUGUGCAUCAUGUCAGAUCUUUUACGUUCUAUAGGUUUGACCCUGACUCAGAAUUGUCUGAGAUUCUGACCAGGCUUUGGGAACUGGACACCAACAAAUGUACACCUGGAGAAGACUAUAAGAUAGACCUUCAAGGUUAUGUUACAAGCACCCGUUCAGUGGGCAGAGAUUGGGCCCGACAUACUCUGUUUGAGUGGGUUGAUGACUGUGUGUUUGAGAGACCAACAUAUAAAACUUUCAGAGCUCUUUUGGACAACUAUGAAAGUGAGCUGGGGAAGGCAGAGGAAGUGACGCCAGGUGAGUGGCAGGAGAACUGGGACUUCCUUGAUGCAAUCAUGGAGACAGAUGUGAUGAAAGAGGCCCAUAGUUACCUGGUUGAGAAAGGUGUUGCACCUGCUGACUUGGAGUCCUUCAAAGAGCUUCUUGAUGAUAUGUGGUUCAGAUUGAUUAGGAGGACCAAAGGGGACAGGGAUUUUGAUUCUAGCAGCUUUGAGCAUGUAUUUGUGGGUGAAAGCCGCGGUCACCAAGUUGUUGGCCUUCACAACUGGAUCCAGUUUUACCUCCAGGAGAAAUUGGGUGCAAUAGAUUACCAUGGUUACUUUCAAAGAGAAACGCUGCGUGAUGAUGAGGUACCAAGGUUGAUAGCUCUUCAGUUUACCUGGAAGGAGGAAGAUGACCCCGAGAGGGGUAAGCCCAUGAGCAGCAUGUUCCUGGGGACUAGCCCUGAGUUUGAGAUUGCUGCAUACACUUUGUGUCGACUUCUGGACAAGUCGCCAAAGUGUGACGUUCAGUUGGGAGAGUACGAGACUCAGGUUGUAGUCUACAGACUGGGUCAGGGCAUUGGAACAGCAUAUAUUGGAGGGGCAAGAGUAUGAAUCUGCACCAAGAGACAUCGACAGGACAAUCAUUAUUAUUGCUCUUAGGCAUUGUUUUAUUAGAUGGCUUUAACAACCAUGUGAUAUAUUGGCAGUAUGGCAGCUAUUUAUCAUGACAAUGUGGCUUAAUUUCUCCUGCGUUGUUGAGAUAAGCCAUUUGACUUUAUAUGAGGGCUUUAACAUGAGUAUAUUUACAGUUUAAAAUAUUCAUUUGUAUUUACAUGGGUUAUCACUAAGGCCAUACCAAUUUUAUUUGUUUUACAGGCAUCUUUUCUUAAUGCAAGGAGGCUAUGAAGAUAAAAAUAAAACUUGAAAAUCAUCUAAUAUGUGGGAAGUGUCAUUUCUAUAGAAAUUUUUCAUGUUAAAAACAUAUUUGCAUGGAUCGGUAAGUCUUAAAAAAUUGUCUGAACAAAAACAUCAAGAUUAAAUAAAAUAAAAAGGUGGAUUUUCAGGUUUAUGGUUAUUCGAUUUUUUGAUUUUUUUAGUGUUGGCUUGCCUGUAAAACACAAAGUAAAAUUGGUGUUGCCUAGUUUUGUACCCAGAUGACCAGUUGGUUCUUGAUUAUCUGAUCAUGGGUUCAAAAUGGUUACUUGCACAUUUUUUGUGGCCAGUUUUAUCAUUUGCCCAGUUGUUUGUCUUUAAUAGUCUCUGUGCAGCAUUUAAAUUUGAUAAUGAUAUAAAAUAAACUUUUAUCCAAACUUCUCAACCUUGUCGCAUAUGAAAGAGCAACUUUCAGUGUGAUUUAUGCACCUUUUUACUUUGAUUUUGGAGACAAAAUUACAUAGGUUGCGUUCGCCAACUACAGGGCUUCACAUAGAGCUGAAUUCUAUCAGUCUGCACAGAUUAAUGCCCUCAGAAGAGUCUUUAACUGAACUAAGCUAUUGCAAACAUGCAAUAACGGUUGAAGAAAUUGUUAAUACAAUUACAGUAUCAGUUGUCUUUUUUUUUCUUCACAUGUUCAACGCUUCUCAUUUCACUGCCUCUAGAACACUAAGUGGAAAAUGUAUUGUUGGGACUUUCUUUGGCAAUAAUGCAGCUGAUCUGCUGUGCACUUACUUUUUUUAUGGUGUUUUAUAUUAAUUUUCUUGUUCGCUUUCUAGUGCGUUCAUCUGCAGUAUUUUUGAUAUUAUUGUUUUUAUAUGGCAUAGUUUAAUACCUAUGCUUUGGAAAGUAUUUCUUGCCAAAGUUUAUUCUGUUACAAUAUAUGGUUUAGUUGAGAGUAUAGAAGUAUAUAUUUAGUGAACUAAAAUAGGUUUUCUUUGGUUUGGUUUGUGGUGUGUCUUAGCUUUAACAUAGUCUCGUCACAUAGUUUAUUAUAAGACUACAGGAAUGUAUACCAGCAAGCUAAUGGAAGUAAUUUACAGCCUGUCUGGCAUAUUGGUUUAAUUUCUGUAAUAGAUGGACUUCCAUUAUUAAGCAAUUGCAAUGAUGUUUUGUUAUCUUGUUUAAUAUUAGUUUACCCAUGCACAAUACAUGUGCACAAAAACCUAUUCUUUGGUGCUACAUCAACAUGUAAUUUAAGUUUUUGUUAUUUUAAAUGUACCUGUAAAGGUAUUUAGAAAUGAUCUCCAAUGUCCAACUGCUUUUAUAAUAUAUUAGUAUGUAAGGGUUGUAUUAUUAAAAGCAUCUUUUCAGUGCCUUUAUGAAUAAAGUGUAAUACCUGUGUUUUCUAGAUUAUGCUGCUGGAAAUUUUUUUUCUUUUACAUUACAAAUAUAAAUUCCCUGUACAGUACCUAAUCUUUUCUUACCUAAAAAAAAAAAAAUGUUCUGUGAUGUAUAUUUAUCAAAAGCACAUUAAAAUUUGAACGGUGAUUUGAGUUUAUGAAAUUAUACCUGAUUUAUGUAGUCUAGAGAAAUUUGUGAAGGUGUAAAAGGCCUAUUUGAUGUGUUUUAUUCCAGAAGUACUUCAAGGUGAUGUUAUUAUACGUGAUCACCUUUAAAAAUUUAUUUUCAGGUAUAUACCUUUCUGGCUAAAUUUUUUUCCAGUCAGAAAAUAAUAAAAAACAGGAUUAACAUGAUCAUAAUACUCCAAAAUGGUGCUGUAAUUGUGGUCAAGGCAAUGACUUACACGUGCAUGGAUAGAGACAAGUGUGGUUCUUAUCCGUCAUCAUCCUUUGUCAAAUGGAUAGAGAUUAUGGUACUGUUCGUGUAUUAUUUAUUGAGAGCUGUGACAAAUUUAUAUUUCUUGCCCACUGGACUUAUUUCUAUCUGCAAUAAAAUUUACUCAUAUUUUAAAGACACUACCUGUUAUUUCCAGUUCUUAAAUCUGACUAUUAAAUGGAGAAAAUAGUAAAGACAACUAUAGCCUAGCCAUCCUAUAUGUUUAACUUUAUUGCUCUAAUUUUUUGCCUUCAGUAUGUGUUUACUAGUCAUGACACGUUAGUAAAAUUUUAAUCAUUAAAUAUUUAUAAUAUAGUCUUUUUGUUUUGCUUUAUUGGGAGAUUAGAGGACGUGCUACAGAUGGUCAAAAUGACAGUGGAAUGCAUCGUUUUCUCCUGCGAUGUUCCAGUGUGUGUAUACUUCAUAUACAUGUAUGUUUUAUGAGCAUAAGCAUACCGAUAACUGUGACAUAACAAACUAAACUAAAGAACAAACGAGUUCACAGCUUUUGACUCUUGAUACAGGAGGGAAGGAGUU
This is a messenger RNA of Liolophura sinensis, 3570 nucleotides long. RefSeq names its product uridylate-specific endoribonuclease B-like. The transcript is spliced from 6 exons. Bases 1 to 933 code for a protein of 310 amino acids. The record is from RefSeq and is a predicted model, not a curated record. Gene Ontology annotation, molecular function: RNA endonuclease activity. Lineage: Eukaryota; Metazoa; Mollusca; Polyplacophora; Chitonida; Chitonidae.